This is a messenger RNA of Miscanthus lutarioriparius, 387 nucleotides long. Lineage: Eukaryota; Viridiplantae; Streptophyta; Magnoliopsida; Poales; Poaceae. The record is from the annotation of a GenBank genome assembly.
AUGGUGGAUAAGGCUGAGUUGAGGCCUUGGCAAGGCACUUGCCGGCGUCUAAUUGAUGACUUGCUGAGGGUAAACAAACUUGACGAGGCACUGGCCCUUCUGAAGACAAUGAAAACCUGCAAGUUCCCACCUUUCGCGGACCCAUUCCCUCCUUACAUUGCCAAGCAUGGGACGGUUGAAGAUGCAAGGAACUUUUUCAAGGCCUUGACAGUGAAUACUUCUCCAGCACCUGCUGCCUACCUGCAUGUUCUCAAGUUGUUCUUUGCGGAGGGAAGAUAUUCUGAAGCUCAAGAUUUACUGUACAAAUGCCCUAACCACAUCCGCAAGCACCCCCAUGUCACCAAACUGUUUGAAUCAAUAAAAGUUGAGAGUGCCUCUGCCUCUUGA